This is a messenger RNA of Aspergillus thermomutatus, 429 nucleotides long. RefSeq lists its product as uncharacterized. The record is from RefSeq and is a predicted model, not a curated record. Bases 1 to 429 code for a protein of 142 amino acids. NCBI's taxonomy places the organism in Eukaryota, Fungi, Ascomycota, Eurotiomycetes, Eurotiales, Aspergillaceae. The transcript has 3 exons.
AUGUCACCCAAUCUCCUCCGUAUUAUAUUAGACAGGGAUGUCUCCCUCGGUUACUCCUUUACCACUCCACAAAAGAGUCCUCUUGUUGGCGCCAGUAAUGGUCUGCCGAAGAGUCCGUUCUUCGAGAGGGCGAAGCCGCAGUAUGAGGAUCUGGAUGCUUCGGCUUUCAUUCACGUCAAGGAUCCCGGUUGCAAAGGCGACGGUUCCACCGACGACACAGCUGCUUUCCAGGCUGUCCUAGACGCCUACGGCAAUUCGGGAUCGGUCAUUUUCGUAGACUCGGGCACGUACAUUCUGACGGAUACCGUGACCGUAGCCCCUGGUACCCGCAUCGUGGGUGAAGCAUGGCCUCAGCUGGCUGCCUCCGGAGCCAAAUUCUCUAACCCCAAGUACCCAUGUGCGAUGUUUAAGGUGGCAGCAAGGGCUUAG